Messenger RNA from Haemonchus placei, 450 nucleotides. Lineage: Eukaryota; Metazoa; Nematoda; Chromadorea; Rhabditida; Trichostrongylidae. The record is from the annotation of a GenBank genome assembly.
AUGUCGUUCAAUUCUGCUGAUACACCAUCUUCGCUGUACUUAUUGGUCGAUGAACAUGCUGGCGGUAUUCUAGUUCCGUGGAUAAAAUACUCACGAUCAACAGGAGACUACAGUAUACUCGAGGAGUACCUGGACACAGCUGUCAAGUCCUUUCUCUAUAAUGGUGGUAAGGGAAAACUUGUCUCAAUCUCUGUACUCGUUAAACGCAGAAACAAGGAGAGGAAUUCUCAACUCGGUGCUCUUCGAAGAAAAAAAGGUCGAGGAAAAAGUGGUCCCAACAUCCUUGAUGACAUCAAUCAAGAUCGCCUCGGCGCCGAUGAUUUCCUAAAAGCUCUUAAAAUCCUCGAUGGAUUUAGUGCAUGUGGUCAGAAAGUGUUUAAAUACCGCGAGUUGGUCUGGGAUAUAGAACAACGAGGUGAGCCUUUUUCACAAAAGACUCAAACGAGGUAG